AUGGUAGACUACAGCCAUGCGGCCUCAAGUGACGACGAGCAGCAACCUUAUGAUGACGAAGGCGGCCCGGCUUGGGAGACUGCGCCAGACAAUGACGACGAGGAAUAUGAAGCUGGUAGCGACGACGCGUUCUCUGAUCGGUCAAGAAGCAACGGUCAAGGAGAUGUCAGCGAUGGCGACUUCGAGGACGCUUGGCUGGAUGACUAUUUACCUGAUUCCCCAGCAGUUCCAGUGUCUGGCACGUCUACUGGCGAAUCUGAUGACGAGAGUGCGUCUCCGCAUCUCGUCGACAGCGAUAGGACCGCGUCUCGAAGGUCGAGCUUAGCACUAGAAGACGACACAACACCGUCUCUCAUGGUAGUAGAUGCUUCUGGUGAACCGGUAGCAAGUCUGUUGUCUCCGAGACUAGCAGGACUCACGGCUCUCAGAGGAAGCAACUCGUUCUCGGAGCGCAAUAGUGAGCCAGCGAUGAUUCACCCCAUUCCGGACUCAAUUCCACUUGAUAAAAGUGGUCGAAGCGAUUCAUCGCCGAUACUUUCUACGCCACUGACAUCAUUAUCGCCAUCCACUUCACCCUACAAGCGAGCGAACAGCCUUAUAACUCCUCGAUCCACUCCAACGACGAAGGCAUUCUCCGUCCAGCAGUCUAAUGGAACCGAUGACGGUCACACAAGUCUAUCCCGACCACGAUCGUGCUCGCAGUUCUGGGAUUCCGUUGAAAAUACAAAGAGAACUCCUUCACGUCUUCUAGACGAGACGAAACGCAAGGAGAUGUGGCAAGACUUGAAACGAGCAGAAGAAAACAUCGUAACACCGAGUAGCAAUAAGCAAGAUGAACUUUCGCCUUCACGCUUACAGAAAUACAAACGUGCAGCUUCGGAUGCUCGACUAGAUACGCUACUACAAACGCUUCAAGCAGAGAUAGCCUCGCCAUCGCAUCGUGAAGAACCAGAAAGGCAGCGAAAAGAGACUCGUCUUCAACGACACAACUCGAUGCGCAGCGCUUCAUCCAUGAGUCCUGUGGGUGAAAAUGGCCAAGACUCUGGUUCCUUUUUCAGACGAUCUCGAGCGCCACGAGCCUCUAUCGCAUCCUCCACCCCGUCUUCUCUAUCGCCUGAGCCAACGUUGCCCACUGUUCCGUUGCCAGAUUUCGAGAAAUUGCAACAAGAGAAGCAGAAUCUGCAACACGACAAGCAAAUUCUACAGCAAGAAAAACAAACUUUGCAACACGAAAAACAAAUAUUACGAGCGGAGGUGGAGAAGAGUCGUGAUGAUUCUGCAGUCGACAAGGAGAAACUUCGACUUCUUACCGAAAAAUUGCAGCAAUUGAACGAAAAGAUGAUGCAGCUCAGUGAAAAACAACAUCAACUUGAUGCUAUUGAAAGAGAGAAUCGAAAUCUAAAGGAAGAGACACAGAAGCACGAGAUGCAGGCUCUCAGCUCGAACGAAUUGGUCAAGACGCUUCGUGAUCAACUCACACUCACCAGCAAGAGUGAAGAGCAGUUGAAAUUGCAAACUAAGCAACUUAUGGAGCAAAACCAGUCACUACAGGCAGAUCUCUUGGAAAAAAUUGCCUCCGAGACGAGCAAGUUUCAAAAAAUGGCAAAGCUUUCGGCUGAGAAUGAGUCACUAGUGGAAGAACUUGAGCGAAAGGAACACGCCAUGAGGGACCGCGGUCUUGAGGAGCACCAACGUAUGCGAGGCUUGGUCAUUCACGGACUAUUGCGCUCCAAACGACGAGAUACUCUUCGUUCAGCGCUAUUCAACUUGUCCACGUCAACUCGAUCCGUGACUGCAAAUCGCCUUCGUGCCCUCACGCUGCUAUCAAAUGCAGACCAUAGGCUUACCCUGAAACUGAAAGCCUUAGCCCUCAGUAAACUCAAGCACGUUGCACGCGUGACCACUCAAAUCGCAACGACGAAGAAGCUUCAGCAAAGUCUUGACACUGCGAAGAAAGAGUCCAAAGCACAUCGAGUUCUGCUUGGUGUGAUGCAUUUAGAUCGUCUCAUGGAUCAUUGGGAACAUCGUCAAGCUGCGAAAACUUUCACGACUUGGAGAGCAAUCCAACGAGAACAUUCAGUCCUAACACGAUCACUGGAGCUGGGUUUAUCCAAGCUGAAGCUGGUGUUCACUGCUCAGAAGAAAGCAGCAAUCCGUGGGGCCAUGUCUAAGUGGCAAUCGGCUACAACACGUGACAAUAAUCGAGGGAAUCUCGAGCGUUUGCUUCAGCUUGAAAGCAGCUUAACUGAAGCAAAAGAGUGCGUCUUCUCGUUAUCACGGGCGAAGACGAAGUUGGAAGAGAAGCUUCAAGCUUCUCGCGAUGAGAUUCAAUGCCUCACUGGCGAAUUGACAGAAAGCGGAUCGGAGCUGCAGCUUGUCAAGCACGGGUUCGUGACUACUGUGAUCCGUGAUGCCGAGCGCGCAUGGCUGCGUGCAAUAUUGACACAGUGGCGGAUGCAGACCCACGUGUCUGUUGCUACGAAAGAACUCCGGUUGCAGGUCGAAAUGGCUGAACUUAAAGCUGCUGAGCGCGACAAAUACUCCAAGUCUCUGGAUGACUACAGUCGCGUGCUACGUAGCGAUCUCGAGAGGUUCCAGUUCUUCUCGCUGGACAAACGCAUCACUGUAGACGUGCUCUCCAAGAAGCUACUUCGUGAAGAAGAGCGUUAUCGUCAGAUGGAAGAGCGGCAUGUUACUCUGGAGGAGAAGACGCAUGCGCUCAAGACUCAACUCGCUUCGUUCGUCGAAUGGGACGGGCUUGUGCUGCCGUUUUCCGUACUCGCGCUGUGCAAAGAUGUCGCCGUGAGUAACCUCCGCGAGCUCUUCCAGUUGCACGCAGCAGCCGAUAGUGGAGAGGGAGGGAGUAUUGACGGCGAAAGUCCAUCGCCUCGACUCGCUAUGUCCUCACUUGUUCGUAUACUCGAGUAUUCGUCCUUGCUAGAAGAGAAAGUCAUCGACCGGGAGGCUCUUGCUGAACGACUGGCCCGCCAUCUUCCUUCGUACGCAGUAGAGCGCGGUCUUCUCUUCCCAGACUUCGUGACGGGUCUGAACCAGUUCCUGAACGAUGUUUUCGCUGCCAGCAACACGAAGCACGAACAGUUAAAACGUUUCUGGGCCAGUUUGUUAUCCCUCCUAGGAGCAGUUCAAGGUCGUGCGAGUGGCACCGCUGGAGCUGCAUCGGGUAGUCGAGCUGUCAACGGUGCUGGCGAAAAUGGGACAGGCUUGUUGUUGUGUCCUCCACGCAAUUCUUGGGCGGGUCAUCUGAGCGACGACAUCCUUCAAAACCAGGAAAAACUGCUCGCAGUGCUUGAACACGAGACCGCAGUGGUAGAACGUGCCGUCAUGGAGAAAGCGUCUCUCAAGCACACGUACCAACCCAGUGAUCAUUCUUCAGCAGGCAGAUCAACUCGCAGCGGUAGUGCUGGCAGCUCGACAAUGCUCGAGUAUCAAUGUGAUCCACUUCUUCCUCCGGGAUCACCAUUACACUCCACCGCUGCAAGCGUAAAGUCAAGCAACUCAACCUCGUGUGAUGCUGCAAAUGCACCAUUCGGGGGAACUGCGGGGUUUUCAAUGGAGGCGUACGCAAACUGGCAUCUCGCUCCACAAGUGCGAGAUCUCUUCUUAGCUUUCCAUAAACCGUUGCUCAAACUUCUCGUUCAAUACUCCGGCGGCCAACGCUCUCCUGCCUUCGGUAACCAGUACUGUCUCAAUUCGACCGCGGUCUUCCGAAUGCUUAGUGAUCUCAAACUGCAUCCAAAUUUCCUGUCCAAAGACUUCGUUCAAGCACUGUUCGACCGGUUCCGCGAGGCAGGGGAAGGUGGUUUGUUGAUGUUGACACCACAAGGCUUCACGCUCUUGCUUGGCUCUUGUGCACUGGAGCUAUAUGCGCGAUCACUUGCGAGCAGUCAAACUAAACCGGAGUUCUUGCUGUCAGCUCGCGAGGUUCUUCUGUCUUUCUUCGGUGACUUGGGUUUACUGGCUGAGAGUGAUAUUUCCCCGACUUUGAAGCUAUGCUUCGUAGGUAUUGAUGUCGAGACGAUCCUUUGGCCACUCUUUGAGUACUACGCGAAGUCUGCAGAGGUCAAUGUCGGAGACGACACUCGAGUCGGGAUGACUGCCAUCACAUUUGAGCGAUUCAUGACGGAAAUCGCAGGCAAGGCUGCAGCUGAAUCGCGCACAAUAUUCCGGCGAGUAAUGCAGGACCUAAACAAGAGCCAAGAGCACGGUGUGAAUGGAGCAAAAGGUGACGAUCAACACUGGAGAAUACGCUUGGAUGAAUUCUACGUUGCCAUAUCUUACGUACAGACCCAACGAAGUCCAGGAACAACAUAUGCGACUCCAGGAGAAGCUGUACGACAGUGGCUACAGCAAACGCAAUAGG
This is a messenger RNA of Phytophthora nicotianae INRA-310, 4381 nucleotides long. RefSeq lists its product as hypothetical. The coding region runs from base 1 to 4380 and encodes 1459 amino acids. Lineage: Eukaryota; Oomycota; Peronosporomycetes; Peronosporales; Peronosporaceae. The transcript has a single exon. The record is from RefSeq and is a predicted model, not a curated record.